AUGUCUGACCAAUACAAGCCAAGCGAACACGACGGUCUCCGAAAGGACGGCCAGCCAGACAAGCGAGUUCAGCAGGACAGCUUCGCCCACGGCAAGGUCGACCCACAUGAGGCCGGCAAGAAGGGUGGCUCUGCCACUGGCGGCAGCGACCUCCACGAGGCUCAAGCCAACGAGGUUGGCAGCGACUACAAGCCAAGUGAGCACGGUGGUCUCCGAAAAGAUGGUCAGCCAGAUGGCCGAAUGAACUAG
Molecule: messenger RNA, 249 nt
Organism: Lithohypha guttulata
Lineage: Eukaryota; Fungi; Ascomycota; Eurotiomycetes; Chaetothyriales; Trichomeriaceae
Exons: 2
Coding region: 1-249 (82 amino acids)
Source: RefSeq, a predicted model, not a curated record